UCUCUCCCAGGGGCACUGCACCCAGGGGUGCCCAGGGGGGUCCUCAUGGAGGUGCCCUGGGUCGGUGUGAGCACGGCCCCCACACUGCCCCACAGGAGAGCUCUCACUUCAGCCCUGGUGCCCGCCGGUGUGCCGCGAGCUGCCUGGAGUCUGUUAUUUUUAAACUAUUAGGCACGACACAUAACAAAAGCUUUCAAAAUAGGAUUUGUCCUCAAGGCCGAUUUAACUGUUAGAGCUUAAAGCAGACCGUAAGCCCCUUUGGGGACUGGCGAGGAGCAGAUUUAGCACUCCUGGCACUGCCCUCGGCCCGUGCCUCUCCUGGCAGCUGGUGCAGGAUGAUGCCCCCAGGCCCUGCUCUCUGCUGUGGCCAUCCCAGCUCUGCUACCCGUCGGGAAAUAAAUUUCCAUAUUACGACAGUUUUGGGGCUUUGGACCUGUUCCUGUGUUUGCAGCAAUGGGAGUUUGGGGAGCGCGCUGUGCAUCAUCACUAGCAGCUCUCAGGGCUGCCGUUCCCAUCCAGGGGCAGCUCCCAGCCCCCCUCCCAGCCAUGGGCAGUCCUGGCCUUGCUCAGCCCUGUGUCUGGGGCAGCUGUGGGACCCCUUCUGUGGGCAGCAUGUGCCCAGAGUGGCCCUGGCACUUUGUGACAGGGAGCAGGAGGCAGCUGGUCCCAGUGCUGCGGGUGCAUGCUGCUCUUUUCUGCUGGAGAAGCUGGAGCCACAGCGCUGGGUUCUGGGCAUGGGGACAUGAGGUUUGGUGCAUCACCGGGUGCUGCCGCCGCUCACUGGGGCAGGAGGUUGGCAGCUUCUGCUCUCUGCUUUCUGUCCAAAAGCUGGGCGCUCACUGUCAGGGACUUGUCUUCCUGCAGGGGCCAUGGGGCAAGAGCAGUGGGGCAGGGUUUUGCGUGAGGUUGCAGGGCCCCAUGUGUGCACCCAGCACUAACCCCAGCUCUCUCCUGCAGAUGAGCAGUGCCCAGCAGAGGAGCAGGGGCUGCGUUGCCAGAAUCCCGACUGUACUGACAAGAGGAGGGCGGCUAAGGUAGGUCAUGGGGUGCCGGCAGUGCUGGCAGCUUGGGCUGUGCCAUCAGGAAGGCAGCAGGCAUGCUGUCUUGGUGCAGAUCUGGGCAGGUGGAGGCUCCCAUGGGCUCGCCCUGGCUCCCAAUGCCUCUGGUGCUGGCAGAACCGGUUGGUGCAGCUGGCUGGCAGGCAGCCAUGGGGCAGAAAGCCCUGUGCCGGUAGGAUGCGGCUAGGUAGCAGGGAAGGGCUGCAGCCACUUCCCACAUGGUGGGAGCUGCAUGUGGCACGCAUCCCUCGGCAGCAUCGCGGUCCCGCUGCCCGUGUGUGCCUGCAGGCUCGUGCGUGGCUGGGAUUUAACUGCGUGGCAGCAGCUUCCCUGUUUCCCCACCUGCCGUAAUUCAGGCUAAUCUCAUUGAGCCCGUCUGUCCUGUUCCUGGUGGGAGCAUCGCUCGGCAAGCCAGCACAGGCAGCGCGGCUGUGCCCAGGAGGGAGGGAACCUCUGCUGCAGCUCUGCUGCACACCGGGGCUUGGCAGCAGAGCUACACAGGGCCCCUCCAGGAGCGGCUGCGUUCAUACUUGCGUCCAUUGAGGCAUGUGGAGGGACGGGAGCGCCGUGAUCAGGCUGGGAAGUGCAGGGCUCUGGAAUUAAGCAGAGCCUGCGGCUGGAAGCGCCCCAUGCCACCUCUCCUAAUCUUGUUGAUCGCUAAUGUAAAGCCGGAGUGGAUUUAGGGCCCCUUAUCUCUGGCUGCUCGACCUGCUGGCUCGCUCCUGGCUGUCCUCGCUGCCGGUGCCGUGCUGCUGCUCUGCUCCUGGUAUGCCACCACGCCAAGUGCCAGCAGCUGAACCGCAGCAGCCCGCUCAGCCUGUGUGAGGCCUGCGACGGGCACCUGCACGACACCAUGCACUUCGAUGGGCACAUCCGCUUCGACCUGUCCCCACCAGGCUCUAUCCUGGCUCGCAACGUGUCCACACGCUCGUGCCCACCGCGCACCAGCCCUGCCUCCGACAUGGAGGAUGACGAUGAGGGACCGGCAGACGGGAGGGGGGACAGGAGAAGCUCGGCACUGAAGCUGCCCAAGAAGAAGGCUCGGCGCAGGCACACGGAUGACCCCAGCAAGGAGUGCUUCACCCUCAAAUUCGACCUGAAUGUUGAUAUCGAGGCAGAGAUCGUGCCAGCCAUGAAGAAGAAGUCCCUGGGGGACGUGCUGCUGCCGGUCUUUGAGAGGAGGGCUAUUGAGCACAGCAAGGUGGACAUCUACCUGGACCAGUCCAACACACCACUCUCCCUCCAGUUUGAGGCGUACCGCUUCGGGGGACACUACCUGCGGGUGAAAGCCAAGCCCGGGGAUGAGCUGAAGGUGGAGCAGGCGGCACGGGAUGCACGCUCAGCCAGCCUGCCCAUCCUGCGCCCCGCCAGCACCGCUGCACUCCUUGGGACAGGGCUGGAGCCAGGGCCGGGCCGCAGGGAGGGCACUGACAUCCUGGCUCCGGGCAGGCGGCGGAAGAACAUGACGGAGUUCCUGGGGGACGCCAGCAUCCCCAGCCCUGAGCCAUCCCUGCAUGGCAGUGGCUCUCUGCCCACCAAUGGCACCGACACCUGGAAGAACCGUGCUGCCAGCCGCUUCAGUGGCUUCUUCAGCUCCAGCACCAGCACUGGCCCCUUUGGGCGGCAGGAGGUGGACAAGAUGGAGCAGCUGGAAAGCAAGCUGCACACCUACAGCAGCUUUGGGCUGCCCAAACUACCACCGCAGCUCCGCUUCGACCAGGACUCCUGGGAGGAGGAUGGGGACGACAGCAGCCUGGUGCUAGAGGACAGCUGGCAGCAAAUCAUUGAGGGCACGGAGGCCCUGACGCGCCGGCAGUGCCACCAGCAGGAAGCCAUCUGGGAGCUGCUGCACACUGAGGCCACCUACAUCCGAAAGCUAAAGGUCAUCACUGAUCUCUUCCUCUGUUGCCUGCUGAACCUUCAGGAGUCAGGGCUGCUGUGUGAGGUGGAUGCUGAGCGUCUGUUUGGCAAUAUUGGGGAGAUCAUCCAGCUGCACCGCAGCCUGUGGAGCAGCGUCAUGGCCCCGGUGCUGGACAAGGCCCGCCGGACCAAGGUGCUGCUUGACCCCAUGGACUUCCUCAAGGGCUUCAAGACGUUUGGAACGCUCUUCAAGCCCUAUAUCCAGUACUGCAUGGAGGAGGAGGGCUGCAUGGAGUACAUGCGCAAUCUGCUGCGCGACAGCGAGCUCUUCCGUGCCUAUGUGACGUGGGCCGAGAAGCACAAGCAGUGCAGCCGCCUGAAGCUCAGCGACAUGCUGGUGAAGCCGCACCAGCGCCUCACCAAGUACCCACUGCUCCUCAAGUCCGUGCUGAAGAAGACAGACGAUGCGCGCACUCGUGAUGCCAUCCUCACCAUGAUCGGCUCUGUGGAGCACUUCAUCAACCACGUCAACUCGCGGAUGCGGCAGCGGCAGGAGCAGCAGCGCCUGGCCGCCAUCCUCAGCCGCAUCGAUGCCUAUGAGGUGGUGGAGGGCAGCACGGAUGAGGUGGACAAGCUGCUGAAGGAGUUUCUGCGGCUGGACCUGACGGCCCCCAUGCCCGGCACCUCCCCAGAUGACACCCGGCAGCUUCUGCUCGAAGGCAGCCUGAAGAUGCGGGAAGGUAAAGACAGCAAGAUGGACGUCUACUGCUUCCUCUUCACCGACCUCUUCCUCAUCACCAAGCCUGUCAAGAAGGCUGAGCGCACCAAGGUGAUCCGACAGCCCUUGCUGGUGGACAAAGUCAUCUGCCGGGAGCUGAAGGACCCGGGCUCCUUUCUCCUCAUCUACCUGAACGAGUUUGGCAGCGCUGUGGCUGCCUACACCUUCCAGGCCAGUGGGCAGUCGCUGUGCCGCAGCUGGGUCGAGGCACUGCACAAUGCACAGAACCUGCUGCAGCGGCUGCGGCUGCAGGAGCAGCAGCGUGGGCAGUGCCGGCGCCUGCAGGAGGAGGAGGAAGAUGAGGAGGAUGGUGAGAGCAGCACCUCGACCGCCAGCUCGCCCACGGUGCUGCGCCGCAGCAGCACCAGCCUGGACUCCCAGCAGUGCCCCUCGGACGGCUCCACCGACACCAUCUCAGUGGUGGUGGUGGACGGCGGCGAUGAGCUCUCCUCCCCAGACUCAGACGUGGGGCCGUUCGGUUCACCGUCAGACAGCACCUCUGUCAGCACUGGUACCUCUGUCAGCACCGCCACCGGCACCUCUGGCAGCACCCCAACCCACGAGCUGCCCUCUGGCAGCCUGCCCCUGCCCCCCAGUGCCACCGCGCAGCCUGGCAGCUUCUGCUCGGCGUCCAUCGACAGCGCCUACGGCACACUCUCACCCGCCUCACCACGGGACUUUCCCCGGCAGCAGGACGUAGGGGCUGAGGAGGAGCCAGAAGCCCUGGCCCCACAGCCCCCCUCACCCCGGCUGCGCCGUCAGACGCCCGUGCAGCUCCUGCCCUGCAAGGCCCGAGUGCUCAAGUCCAAGUCAGAGGCCAGCCUGCUUCAACUGCUGGCCGGACCCCCUACCCCACUCAACCAGAGCCGGAGCCUCUCUGACCUAUGCAUGGCCCCUCCUGCUCCCCCACUGCUCCAGCGGACUAGCCGUUCCCCAGAGCUCCUGGCCCCCGGUGCCAGCAGCAGCAGUAGUGGUGACUCCACUUCAGAGCUCUCAGAGCCGGAGGAGCCCAUGGAGCCCCGUGUACCCACCAUGGGCCAGCCCAGCCACAGCCCUCAGCCCCCUGCCCACCGCACGCUCUCAGACUCCUCCUCAGCGCAGCACCGCAAGCUGACGCUGGCACAGCUCUACCGAAUACGGACCACGCUGCUCCUCAACUCCACGCUGACGGCCUCGGAGGUCUGAGAGCUGCCGGGGCAGUGAGGAUGAGGAUGGACGUGCGGCUGCUCCAAGAGCUCUUCCUGCUUCUAACCGUAGCGUAACGUCGGGGCUGGGCAGAGCGGGCACCCACCAGCUUGUGCCAGGAUGUCACACGUGGGGGACACAGAGCAGUCCCAUCUGGGAGGAUGCAUCCCGGCAGGGCAGCACCAGGCUGCCCAUUGCUACCCAGGGGUGUCCGUGUGGGGCUGGACAUGGCGCACAGUGUGGUCAUGGGGCUGCGCCUGGGGAGGCCAUGGGCUCAGCAGCUCCAUGCGAGGAGGAGGGAUGGCGACGUCGGCAGCGGGGAGUGGGGAAGGUGUGAGAUGGCUGCGGGGUG
Tympanuchus pallidicinctus (lesser prairie-chicken) is the source of this 5233-nucleotide messenger RNA. RefSeq names its product pleckstrin homology and RhoGEF domain containing G5 (gene PLEKHG5). The record is from RefSeq and is a predicted model, not a curated record. The transcript has 21 exons. Gene Ontology annotation, molecular function: guanyl-nucleotide exchange factor activity. Gene Ontology annotation, cellular component: plasma membrane; endocytic vesicle; axon. The coding region runs from base 1912 to 4881 and encodes 989 amino acids. Lineage: Eukaryota; Metazoa; Chordata; Aves; Galliformes; Phasianidae. Gene Ontology annotation, biological process: Rho protein signal transduction; endothelial cell migration.